GGUUUGGCCUUUGUACUUUGAACCGUUCCGGAUGAAAUAAAAGGCAGUCUUUCUAAACUCAAAAACACUGCGUUCUUUGUGCCUUUGUCAAAUCUUCCUACUUCUUCAGAUUGAUUCGCUUAUCAAAAAACUUUUUUUUUUAAUGAAUAAAACUUUCUAGUUUCAACAGCUACAAACGUUGUCUGGAAGCAGAGAAGGGGAAAACCUGUUCCGCUCUCUUCUAUCGAGAAAAGAGGAAACCGAGAUCCUAAGCUUAUUAUUUAAUGGAUACUGGAGGGAAUUCAUUACCUUCGGGAGCUGAUGGAGUGAAGAGGAAGGUGUCCUAUUUCUAUGACCCGGAGGUAGGUAAUUACUAUUACGGGCAAGGUCACCCUAUGAAGCCUCACAGAAUUCGAAUGACUCAUGCCCUUCUAGCACACUAUGGGCUGCUUCAGCAUAUGCAAGUGCACAAGCCCUUCCCUGCCAGAGAUAGGGAUCUUUGCCGCUUCCAUGCUGAUGACUAUGUGAACUUUCUCCGCAGCAUAACCCCUGAAACGCAGCAAGAUCAGCUCAGGCAGCUCAAGCGCUUUAAUGUUGGUGAAGAUUGUCCUGUCUUUGACGGCCUUUACUCCUUCUGUCAAACAUAUGCUGGUGGCUCUGUAGGCGGUGCUGUCAAAUUAAAUCAUGGUCUUGACAUUGCCAUUAAUUGGGCUGGUGGCCUGCAUCAUGCAAAGAAGUGUGAGGCUUCAGGGUUUUGCUAUGUCAAUGAUAUUGUCCUUGCAAUAUUGGAACUUCUUAAGCAGCAUCAGCGUGUUCUAUACGUUGAUAUUGAUAUCCACCAUGGAGAUGGUGUGGAGGAGGCAUUUUAUACUACUGAUAGGGUCAUGACUGUUUCAUUUCAUAAAUUUGGAGAUUAUUUUCCGGGUACAGGGGAUAUACGUGAUAUUGGAUAUGCAAAGGGGAAAUACUAUUCCCUCAAUGUUCCUUUGGAUGAUGGGAUCGAUGAUGAGAGUUACCAUUACUUGUUUAAGCCAAUUAUUGGUAAAGUUAUGGAAGUUUUUAAGCCUGGUGCAGUGGUCCUUCAGUGUGGUGCUGACUCCCUAUCUGGAGAUAGGUUGGGAUGUUUCAAUCUUUCAAUCAAGGGCCAUGCAGAGUGUGUUAAAUUUAUGAGAUCAUUCAAUGUUCCAUUGUUGCUACUAGGUGGUGGUGGUUAUACCAUUCGGAAUGUUGCUCGCUGUUGGUGCUAUGAGACAGGAGUUGCACUUGGAAUGGAGGUUGAUGACAAGAUGCCUCAACAUGAGUAUUAUGAAUAUUUUGGUCCAGAUUAUACUCUUCAUGUUGCCCCUAGUAACAUGGAAAACAAGAACUCACGCCAGUUACUUGAAGACAUACGUAAUAAGCUACUUGAGAACCUCUCAAAACUUCAACAUGCACCAAGUGUCCAAUUUCAAGAAAGACCACCUGACACUGAGCUUCCUGAGGCUGAUGAAGAUCGGGAUGAUGGAGAUGAGAGAUGGGACCCAGAUUCAGACAUGGAGGUUGACGAGGAGCGUAAGCCUAUCCCAAGCAGGGUAAAGAGAGAAUCAGUUGAACCUGAGACAAAAGAUUUGGAGGCCCAAAAAGGAACUGCUGAGCAAGCCAGAGGAUUUGACACUGUGACGGAUGAAACUGCUGUAGAUGUCAGUCCGAUGCCUAUUGAUGAACCUACUGUGAAAGUUGAGCAAGAAACAUUAAACAAAGCAUCGGAUCAGAUGUACCCAAAGCCCUAAGCAAAAUCCUCCCAAUUAGAUUCUGGAUGUAUUUUCUGCGUCUGCAAUUCGUCAGACAUUAUAGACUCCUAUGUUUAUCAAUCAAUCUAAAUUUGUACAAGUAAUGAAAACCUAAUACUAUGAUUUUGCUUUAUAUCGUAUCAAGAGUUUAAAGUUUUAAUAUGUCAAACUUCAAAGUUCGAACUUGAAGGUCAAAACAGUUUUAAGAUUAGUAGCAGCACAUAAAUAUAGGCAGUGGAUUUUAUUAGCAUUCUUAUUUAUAGAACAAUCGUAGUGAAUUGAUUCAUUGUUGACAAUUAUGGUGAGUGCUUCAUCGUUUUCCUUGUUACCAAUACAUUGUUAUCGUUUAUAUAG
Molecule: messenger RNA, 2102 nt
Organism: Durio zibethinus
Lineage: Eukaryota; Viridiplantae; Streptophyta; Magnoliopsida; Malvales; Malvaceae
Product: histone deacetylase 19
Biological process (GO): epigenetic regulation of gene expression
Cellular component (GO): nucleus
Molecular function (GO): histone deacetylase activity
Source: RefSeq, a predicted model, not a curated record